AUGCUUCUACUUAUUCCUGCUUUCUUACUACAUUUACUACAGAUUCAAGAAGCAAAAACUUUCAUAAGGUACAUUACAGAAGUACCUGAGGUAACUUGUGGGCCACAGCAAAUAACUGUUCGAGGUAAAACUGACGAACCCUUUGAAGGUGUUGUUUUCGUAAAAAAUUGGCGACGUACUGAACUUUGCUCUGCGAGUUAUUAUCUGAGCCAAAAUACUACUGAGCCAUCAUUUUCCAUUCCAUUAAAUCGCAUUGAGCAAUGUGGAUUGGUACUACGAAGAAACUCGGAUAGCAAAGAAUUAGAGAUAUUUGUGGUCAUUGUAUUUAGUUUCCAUCCAAAUUUUGUCACCGGUGGAGAUCGCUCAUUUGCGGUACAUUGCAUAUUUCAACAGCAAACUUUCAAGGUCGCCACUAAAUUCAAUUUCAUUGCAGACAUUUCCACACGUGGCAUCAUCGGUGCUACAGCUCAGCUGCCAUAUGUGAGUUUACAAAUCGUGGAAGGACGUGUACCCGAUCCGAAGUUAAAGUCUGCUACGAUAGUUUCCGUUGGAGAUCCCCUUAUGUUCAUUUGGCAUCUAAACUCUUCAACAGGAAUCUAUGGUGUUGUGGUCAAAGAAUGCUAUGUAGAAUCUGAAGAUGGUCGUAAAAUCAAAAUAAUCGAUCACGGUUGCUCAAUGGAUCCUCUCAUCGUAUCUCACGUACAGUACUCCGAGAAUAAUAUAAAGGCAUUUGCUGAUGGCUCAGCUUUCAAAUUUCCUGAUGCUGAAGAAGUUUGGGUGUCCUGUGCCGUGGCUGCUUGUCUUCAAAAGUUUGACCAAUUUACUGACACCGAUUCUGAUCACAUUUGUGAUAAGCAACCAAGUUGUUCAAAACGAGACAAGCGUUCAAGUAAUAAGCAAGUGGAGGAAAGUGCUGAAAUUUACUUAAAUGAUGACAUGGUCCAUCACAGACUUCGUGUCAUUGAUCAACCUACACACACUAUACCCUACCGAGACACCGAAAAAAAAUUGCUAGAUGAUUCUGAUGAGAUUUGCAUGGAGAAGAACUUCUUUGCUGGAACAUAUGCUGCUUUGGCAACAGUGUAUUUAGCUGCAAUAAGCUUAGCAGGUGGCUUCGGUUUAUCAGUUUACCGAUCUCAAUCUAAAAAUUGA
Thelazia callipaeda (thelaziosis nematode) is the source of this 1152-nucleotide messenger RNA. NCBI's taxonomy places the organism in Eukaryota, Metazoa, Nematoda, Chromadorea, Rhabditida, Thelaziidae. The record is from the annotation of a GenBank genome assembly.